Molecule: messenger RNA, 1843 nt
Organism: Spea bombifrons (plains spadefoot toad)
Lineage: Eukaryota; Metazoa; Chordata; Amphibia; Anura; Pelobatidae
Product: homeobox protein Hox-D3a-like
Exons: 2
Coding region: 1-1179 (392 amino acids)
Biological process (GO): regulation of transcription by RNA polymerase II
Cellular component (GO): nucleus
Molecular function (GO): DNA-binding transcription factor activity, RNA polymerase II-specific; RNA polymerase II cis-regulatory region sequence-specific DNA binding
Source: RefSeq, a predicted model, not a curated record
AUGCAAAAAUCACUUUACUACGACAACUCGGAGUCUUUUGGAGGCUGUGAUUUCCAAGACUCAAAUGGUAUGGACUACCUUGGGCAACAGACAUACACAAGUGAAAAUGACUACCAGCCUCCUUUCUGCCUUCAGUCAGACUCCACCACUGCUGCCACCACCCAGAAAGGUGAGCUCUCCAUCAAAGAUAUCAGUUUCCCCUUAGCUAAUGUCUCAGAACAAGCCCAUCGACCCAAGUCACCGAGCUCAGCCUCCCCAAUGCCAAAAUCAACGGAGACACAGAGUAGCCCAACCAAAGAGGGCACUGGACCAAACUCUGCUGAUGCCAUCGGCACCAAAAAGAGCAGCAAGGCCAACAACUUACCCAAACAGAUAUUCCCCUGGAUGAAGGAAACUCGUCAGCAUUCUAAGCAGAAGAAGACCGUCCCUCCCCCUGCAGAAGAUGACAGCUCCCUGGACAACAGUUUCUUGAGCUCAGCAUCCAAGAGGGCAAGGACUGCCUACACCAACUCUCAACUGGUGGAACUAGAGAAGGAAUUCCACUUUAAUCGCUAUCUUUGUCGCCCACGAAGGUUGGAGAUGGCCAAACUACUUAAUUUAUCGGAGAGACAAAUUAAAAUCUGGUUCCAAAACAGGAGAAUGAAAUUCAAGAAAGAUCACAAGGGGAAAGGAAGUGUCUCUCCUGGGGGGCAGUCUCCCAGCACUAGCCCCUCUAUAAUCUCAUAUUCCAACACUCUGCCUUUAGAUGACGAAUCUGGCUAUGACGUGCCAAUGGCCAAUGCAUACAGCAAGAACCCAGGGAACAUGUAUGGCUUAACUGCUUACUCAGCACCUCUGUAUGAGAACCCACAGGCCCCAAAACGAUAUGGUACUCAGUCCCUUGCCUCUGAGUACCAUGAUCACCCAGCUAUGCAUGGAGAAGAUAACUAUGACCCCCCUGGAAUGCAAGGAACCCAGAGUUACAUUGGAGGAAAUUACCUGGAAAAUGGAUCUGGAAACUGCUCCAUUUUCAACCUCCCCCAUCCUUCUUCAGAUAGCAUGGACUACAGCUGUGCAGCACAGAUCCCUAGCAAACACCAUCUUGGGCCAUGUGACCCCCAUCCCACAUACACAGACUUAAACAUUCAUCCUGUGCCUCAGGGGUGUUCUCAGGAGCCCCCUGUGCUGACACAUCUGUAGAACUGUCUUCCCUUUGAAACACCAGGGUAAUUUGCUCAGUCCCAUUAUGUCAUUAAAAAAAUGAAAUCUCUGACCAUGUAAAUCCAUACUAGCCUUACCCCCUACAUUUCAUAUGUAAUUUAUUGAGCUAUGCACAAUACACUACUAUGCAUGGAUCACGCAAAGCAAUUUCACAUAAGCAACCAAUUAAACCAAUUUCCAGAGAAAAUGCCCCAUAUCCUCAAUAGCCUCUACUUUUAUUCCUGUCAUAAAAAUAUCAGGGUAUUUUAGAACGAAAUACAAACCUUUGUGGUUAAAUGUUAUUAACCUUCUUUGCUCCCCCCAUGAAACCCCUUUCUAUACUGAACCGUAUUUAUGUACAAAACCAAAAAACGAUUUACAUUUUUUGGAAACGUCUCGAUUUUACUCUUUUAGUCCAGAAAAAAAUGAAUCCUAUAUUUAUAUUUGUUGGGUCGACUCAGUUAAAAUAUGUUGAUUAUAUUUGUCGAUUUCUUCGAUACUUCUGGUUUUCUAUUUUAAUUUAUUUGUAUAGAUAUAAAGACAGAACUAUGUUGAUUUUUUUCAUUCGUUUGAAUAUUGAUCUGUUUUUUAAAGGAUGUAUCUUUAACUGCAUUUGUCUAUUAUAUAAAGUAGUCUUUGAAUUAACAAUUUGAUACAAUAAAAA